Notechis scutatus (mainland tiger snake) is the source of this 1976-nucleotide messenger RNA. RefSeq names its product arginyl-tRNA synthetase 2, mitochondrial (gene RARS2). Gene Ontology annotation, biological process: mitochondrial translation; arginyl-tRNA aminoacylation. Gene Ontology annotation, molecular function: arginine-tRNA ligase activity; ATP binding. The record is from RefSeq and is a predicted model, not a curated record. NCBI's taxonomy places the organism in Eukaryota, Metazoa, Chordata, Lepidosauria, Squamata, Elapidae. Gene Ontology annotation, cellular component: mitochondrion; cytoplasm.
CCACAAAGGGAAGUCAGGCUGCAAGUGGCUCCUCCCCCACACAUGACAGAAGAGUGGAAAAGCAGAGAGCGCCACUCUAACAAGAACUAUGGCGAGGUGUCGUUUCCGGAAGUGCAUUGCUGCUCAGCUUUCACAUGUUUUGAAGAUCCCACCAGAAAACCUGGUAAAAUCAAUCUCUGCUGUUCCAGUAUCAAAAAAUAGGCAAACUGCUGAUUUCCAAUUUUCUAUGAGUCCUGUAUUAGAUGCAAAUUCUACAAAUUACACAACUUCAGAUAUUAAUCUUCAGGCAGAAGAGCUGGCAAACAAGCUAAAAUGUGAUGCAGUCGUGAGCCAAAUCAGCCCAGGUAAAGGAACAGUAGAUUUCACAAUAAAUCGAGACUUAUUAGCAAAGACAGUGUUGCAGCAGGUAUUUGAAGAUGGCUCUGAAUAUGGAAUAAAGAGCGAACUUUUCUCAGGCUUGCCAAAAAGAAAGGUUCUGAUUGAUUUUAGUUCACCCAACAUUGCAAAGAAAUUUCACGUUGGUCACCUGCGUUCUACAUUAAUAGGGAAUUUCAUAGCAAAUAUCAAUGAAGCGAUUGGACAUCAAGUAACAAGAAUAAAUUAUCUUGGAGACUGGGGCAUGCAGUUUGGGCUGUUGGGAGCUGGUUUCCAGUGGUUUGGUUCUGAAGAAAAACUAAAAUCUAAUCCUUUGCAGCAUCUUUUUGAGGUUUAUGUACAGGUCAAUAAAGCUUCAGAAGAGGAUGAAAGUAUUAAAACUCUGGCAAAAGAUUUCUUUAGAAAAUUGGAAGCACAGGAAGAAGAGGCUGUGUCAUUGUGGCAACAUUUUAGAGAUGUUAGCAUUGAAGAAUAUGCUCGGGUGUAUAAGCGUCUGGGAAUCUACUUUAAUGAAUAUUCUGGAGAAUCAUUUUAUCACGAGAAAAGUCAAGAAGUUAUUAAGAGAUUGGAUGCAGAAGGACUUCUUAUGAAAACAGAAGGAGUAGGAAAAGUGCGUCUUUCUGAAAAUGGAGAUCCGGUUGCUGUGAUGCGUAGCGAUGGAACUUCGCUUUACUUAACAAGAGAUCUUGCUGCUGCUAUAGACAGAAUGGAAAAAUAUAAGCCUGACGUUAUGUUAUAUGUCACAGACAAAAGUCAGAGCUCUCAUUUUCAACAAAUGUUCCAGAUUCUGAAAUUACUUGGUUUCACUUGGGCAGAAAGGUGCCAACAUGUGCCCUUUGGGAGAAUUCAAGGCAUGAAAACUCGACAAGGAGAAGUGAUUUUCUUGGAAGAUGUUUUAAAUGAAACGUGUUCCCUGGUAUUAGAAAGAAGUGCUUCUUCAAAAACCACAAAGGAAUGUGACAAUCCUUCUGAGACCGCAGAACGGAUUGGGCUCGCAGCACUUAUCAUUCAGGACUUCAAAGGCCUUUUAUCUUCUGAUUAUCGGUUUAACUGGGAUCACGUUCUUCAAAGCAAAGGCGAUACAGGUGUCUUCUUGCAAUAUACACAUGCCAGGCUGCACAGUUUAGAAGAAAUAUGUGGUACUGUCAAUCAAGGCACUCCUGUGAAUACUGCUUGUUUACAAGAUCCACUAGUAAUAUCCUUACUUCAGCAUCUUCUCAGAUAUGAUGAAAUUAUUUAUCAGUCUUCACAAGAUCAUCAGCCGAAGCAUAUUGUUAAUUAUCUGUUUAAACUCAGUCAUUUAGUAUCUGCAGCUCAUAGAAAUCUCCCUGUGAAGGGCAGCCCUCUGGAACUCGCUCAGGCAAGGCUCUGCCUUUUUCACGCUGCUCGCUCUGUUCUAGCCAACGGAAUGAAGCUUCUAGGAAUCACACCUGUAGAUAAAAUGUAAUAGGGGAACUUCCUUGAUGCUUUUCCAAUGUAUCUCUUAUGAAGAUUAUCUGAUCUCUGAUUUGGACUUCAUGGCCUUUCCAGAGUGGUGGGAAUGUUCGGAAGGCGCUGUGGCAUGAAUUUUCCUUCUCUAUAAUAAAGCCAGUUCCAGGUUU